CCAUCCUCAUCCUUUUUCCACGACGGCCGCACGCUUCAAACACAAAGAUAUAGGAGCCGACCACAUAUCGUUAUCAUUCAUCCUUACAGUCGCGUCAAGAUGUUAUGCUGAGAUCCCGCAUCUGCGACCAGUCCAUCAAAGACACCCUUGAAUACACCUCGGCAGCAUGAAUCCAAGCGGCCAGGGAGAGGUGCCUGCGGGCGCAGCAGCCAUCGAAGAGAAUAUAGGAGAAAAGCAAAGAUCGGAGCUGGGCAUUGUCACAGACCAGGAGAAGGCCACUGAAGUGCCUCCUGUAAAGCAGGCUGUAUCUCCGAAUUCACCUACGUCCGUCCCUACGCCUCCUUCUUCCUCAAACUCGGACACGAACCCCGACUUGCGGAAAAUCGACUCCAAAAUCGUCCAGGUUCGUGAUGUGCCAGAGGGGGACGCUGCUUUCGCGCACUUGCCGGAGCAUGAACAGGAUGUGCUGAGGAAACAAUUGUUCGUUCCAGAAGUGAAGGUCACCUAUGGGAAGUUGUAUCGGUAUGCGACAAAGUGGGAUAAGGUGUUUAUCGUCAUUGCGGCCAUCGCAGCCAUCGGCGCCGGCGCCGUGAUGCCUCUGAUGACAGUCAUUUUCGGAAACUUGAGUGGCUCCUUUUCGUCGCUUGUUCUUGGAACCAUCUCGUCCUCCUUCAACUCUAUUCUUGUCCGAUAUGUGCUCUACUUCAUAUACCUGGCCAUUGGGGAAUUCUUUCUCGUCUACAUCUCCACCGUCCUUUUCAUCUAUACAGGGGAGCACAUCACGUCAAAGGUUCGAGAGGAAUACCUGAAGGCAAUUCUACGCCAGAACAUUGGGUUCUUCGAUAAGCUUGGUGCUGGGGAGGUGACCACUCGCAUCACAGCAGACACCAAUCUUGUUCAGGAGGCCAUCAGCGAAAAGGUCGGGCUGACGUUGACCGGUGUCGCUGCAUUCUUCGCCGCAUUCGUCAUUGGUUUCGUUCGGUUCUGGAAACUCACGCUGAUCUGCAUGUCGUCCGUCGUCACCAUUGUCGUACUUAUGGGCGCCGGAGGGCGGUUCAUGGCUGGCUGGAAUAAGAAAUCCCUCGCCGCAUACGCAGUUGGAGGUUCAGUGGCAGAAGAAGUCCUCGGCUCCAUUCGAAACGCUGUGGCGUUUGGAACACAGGAUAAAUUGGCUAAGAAGUACGACGUCCACCUUCAGGAAGCAAGGCAUUGGGGAGUUCGCAGCAAGGGAGCUCUAGGCUGCAUGAUCGGAGCACUACUCGGAAUCAUCUUCCUGAAUUAUGGUCUGGCAUUCUGGAUGGGUUCCAGGUUCCUUGUUGACGGCGAAACCAACCUGGCUCACAUCCUUACCAUUAUCUUUGCCGUUAUGAUCGGAGCAUUCAGUUUUGGUAACGUAGGCCCGAACGUCCAGCAUUUCGCAAGCGGUGUCGCUGCUGCAUCGAAGAUUUAUGCCACUAUCGAUCGACAUUCACCCAUUGAUCCGCUCUCCGAGGAUGGUGAAAAGCUGGAGCACGUGGAGGGAACUGUGGAGCUGAGACACGUCAAACAUAUCUAUCCUUCUCGCGCUGAAGUCGUGGUCAUGGACGAUGUGAACCUGGUCAUCCCUGCUGGCAAGACUACUGCCUUGGUUGGUGCGUCAGGUUCCGGAAAGUCUACAAUUGUCGGCCUUGUGGAGCGUUUCUAUGACCCUGUAGGCGGCCAGGUACUCUUGGAUGGUCACGAUCUCAACACACUCAAUCUGCACUGGCUCCGUCAGCAAAUCGCUCUUGUCCAGCAGGAGCCCAUCCUUUUCAGCCAAACUAUUAGGGAGAAUAUCAGAAACGGAUUGACUGGCACCAAGUACGAUCAGGAACCGGAAGAACAACAGACGCAACGCAUCAUUGAAGCUGCCAAGAAAGCCAAUGCUCAUGAUUUCAUUACGUCUCUACCUGAUGGAUACGAGACUCAUGUUGGUGAGCGAGGCUUUCUCCUGUCCGGUGGUCAGAAACAGCGUGUUGCGAUCGCAAGGGCCAUUGUCUCUGAUCCCAAGAUUCUCCUAUUGGAUGAGGCCACGUCCGCCUUGGACACAAAGUCGGAGGGUGUUGUUCAACAUGCCCUGGAGGAGGCCUCCAAGGGUCGCACGACUAUCGUCAUUGCUCAUCGUUUGUCAACAAUCAAGGAUGCCGACAACAUUGUGGUCAUGCGCCAAGGGCGGAUCAUUGAGCAGGGCACACACAAUGAGUUGUUGGAGCUGAGACAGGCGUACUACAAUCUUGUCUCUGCUCAACGCAUUGGUGGCGACGAGGAUGAAACCCCGGAGAACGAGAAAGGAACCGAGACCAGCGACGAUGAACUUGUCCGGAUUCAGUCCUCCAGGUCUGGCAGCAGAGCGAUGGUGGAUCCUGAGGACGAGAAGCUUGCACUCGGACGGACUAAAAGCCAGAAAUCCAUCUCUUCCAAAGUUCUUGCGGAAAAAGGCUCGGGUGGUCCCCCAAAGUACUCCCUCUGGACCAUCAUCAAGUUCAUUGGUGGAUUCAAUCGUCCCGAGUGGCACAUCAUGUGUGUCGGCUUCUUCUUCACUGUUAUUGCCGGCGCCGCUCAGCCAGUGCAAGGCAUAUUCUUCGCCAAAGCGAUCGUCACCCUGUCUCAGCCACUGACUCUUCGACACAAGAUCCGCCAUGAUAUCGACUUUUGGUCACUGAUGUAUCUGAUGCUGGCUCUGGUGGAUUUCGUUGCCAUGUGCAUACAAGGAAUCGCCUUCGCAUAUUGUAGCGAAAGCUUGGUUCAACGAGCAAGAGACGGGGCCUUCCGCAGAUUCCUCCGACAAGACAUAUCUUACUUUGAUGAGGACGAGCACUCGACAGGCGCUCUUACCUCCUUCCUAUCUACCGAAGCCACGCAUCUCUCAUCGAUAUCAGGAGCGACGUUAGGUACCCUACUGAGCUGCUCCACCACCUUGGUCGUAGCGAUCGUGGUAUCUCUUUCCAUCGGUUGGAAAUUGGCGCUCGUAUGCAUGUGUGCAUUGCCAGUCAUCCUUGGUACCGGGUUCUUCAGGUUCUGGAUCCUCGCCAAAUUUACGGCAACUGCCCAGAAACAUUACGAAAAGUCUGCUGGAUAUGCUUGCGAGCAUACCAACGCAAUACGCACAGUGGCCUCCCUGACAACAGAACGUGAAAUCUACAAUGAAUACCGGGAUCAGCUUGCGCAUCAACUACGAGAGUCGCUCAAGUCGAACAUCCGCAAUUCAUCCCUCUACGCUGCGUCGCAGUCAGCCAUGUUUCUUGCGUUCGCACUUGGCUUUUGGUACGGCGGCACCCUACUCGUCCGUGGCGAAUACAGCUUGUUUCAAUUUUUCAUUGUCUUUUCUGAAAUUAUCUUCGGCGCGCAGUCUGCCGGAACAGUCUUCUCGUUCGCGGGAGACAUGUCGAAAGCCAAAAAUGCAGCUGCCGCGCUCAAGAGGCUAUAUGACGCCCAACCAACCAUUGACCCAUGGUCGGAAGACGGUGAAAAGGUGACGCAUGUCGAGGGUACCAUUGAAUUCCGAGAUGUACAUUUCCGAUAUCCAACACGGCCGGAUGUACCAGUUCUUCGAGGUCUUAACUUGACCGUCAAGCCUGGACAGUACAUCGCCCUCGUUGGACCUUCUGGCUGUGGAAAAUCGACGACAAUUGCGCUAAUGGAGCGGUUUUAUGACCCUCUGGCUGGCGGCGUUUACGUUGAUGGCAAGGAGAUCUCCUCCCUCAAUCUCAAUGAUUACAGAUCAAACAUCGCGCUCGUCUCUCAAGAACCUACACUUUACCAAGGCACCAUCAAGGAGAACAUUCUUCUAGGCGCCGACAGAGGCGAGGUUGGCGACGAUGAGGUCAUUCAAGCCUGCAAGGACGCGAACAUUUAUGAUUUCAUCAUGUCUCUGCCGGAUGGCUUUGCCACCGAUGUGGGCAGCAAGGCGGCUCUCCUAUCGGGCGGUCAGAAGCAGCGUAUCGCCAUUGCCCGUGCUCUUCUUCGCGACCCCAAGAUCUUGCUCCUCGAUGAAGCAACAUCUGCGCUGGACUCGGAAUCCGAGAAGGUGGUACAAGCUGCACUUGACGCUGCUGCCAAAGGUCGAACAACUAUUGCCGUUGCACACAGACUGAGCACGAUCCAGAAAGCCGACAUCAUUUAUGUGUUCGACAAGGGCGUCAUUGCAGAAUCUGGGACUCACCACGAAUUGAUGGCCCUCAAAGGUCGAUACCGAGAACUCGUCAGCUUACAAAGUCUGGAAAAGCAGCAUUAAGUCUUCCUGUUCAGCUGCGAUACUGGCCCUC
Exophiala viscosa is the source of this 4283-nucleotide messenger RNA. RefSeq names its product ATP-binding cassette, subfamily B, member 1. Lineage: Eukaryota; Fungi; Ascomycota; Eurotiomycetes; Chaetothyriales; Herpotrichiellaceae. Gene Ontology annotation, molecular function: ATP binding; ABC-type transporter activity; ATP hydrolysis activity. Gene Ontology annotation, biological process: transmembrane transport. The transcript has 5 exons. The record is from RefSeq and is a predicted model, not a curated record. Bases 167 to 4252 code for a protein of 1361 amino acids. Gene Ontology annotation, cellular component: membrane.